Penicillium taxi is the source of this 1458-nucleotide messenger RNA. Its product is annotated as major facilitator superfamily domain-containing protein. The transcript has 2 exons. Gene Ontology annotation, cellular component: membrane. The coding region runs from base 1 to 1458 and encodes 485 amino acids. Gene Ontology annotation, biological process: transmembrane transport. The record is from RefSeq and is a predicted model, not a curated record. Gene Ontology annotation, molecular function: transmembrane transporter activity. NCBI's taxonomy places the organism in Eukaryota, Fungi, Ascomycota, Eurotiomycetes, Eurotiales, Aspergillaceae.
AUGUCAACACCGUCGAAUCGCUGUCCGGAAGUGGAUCAGUUCCCGUCGCCCAUCUCAGAGGAAUCCGAAUCCCUAAUCCCCAAGUCUAGCAAGCCUCACUGGACUAGGUACUUGUGGGAUACACUUGACAAAUCGCCUGAGGAACAGCGGUUUUUAUUGAAGCUCGACGCUGCAAUCCUCACCAUAGCGUCGCUCGGUUACUUUAUAAAGCAUUUGGAUCAGAUCAACAUAAACAAUGCGUUUGUUUCUGGCAUGAAAGAGGACUUGGGACUCGACGGUAACGAGCUGAAUUAUAUGCAAACUUGUUGGACAGUUGGCUACGUUAUAGGGCAAAUUCCAAGUAAUCUUCUUUUGACGCGCAUUCGCCCUUCAUUAUGGAUUCCCUCAUGUGAAGUUCUCUGGUCCCUUUUGACUAUUAUCAUGGCCAAAUGCAGCAACGUACAACAAAUAUACGUUCUACGAUUCCUCAUCGGGCUCGCGGAGAGUAGUUUCUACCCGGGCAUGCAGUAUAUCAUUGGAUCUUGGUAUCAAAAACACGAGCUUGGCAAGCGAUCAUGCGUAUUCCACGCAAGCAGUGCCGUAGGAAGCAUGUUCUCCGGCUACGUCAUGGGUGCCGUCUACCAUCUCGACGGUGUAAAUGGGUUUAAAGGCUGGCAAUGGUUGUUUAUCAUAAACACAGUUAUAUCACUGCCCAUUGCGUUGUCUGGCUUCCUCCUCCUACCUGAUGUGCCGGAGAUCACGCGGGCCUCAUAUUUCAGCCCCGAUGAGAUUGUGCUGGCGCAGACACGCAUGCAAGACGAAGGGCGUGCUAAUCGGGCACCAUACACUAUGAACAAGGUUAAGAAAGUUCUCUCCAGCUGGCAUAUCUACCUCUUGACCUUAUUGUACAUCUUUUACUUGAACGGCGGUGGGGUAUCGGCGCAGCCAGCAUUUGCUAUCUGGCUGAAGCAGCAAGGCUACAGCUUAACACAGAUUAAUACGUAUCCGACCUUGACAACAGCGGUCCAGAUCAUUACCACAUUAAUUUACGCAUGGAUGUCGGACACCAUUUUGCAAGGCAGGAGAUGGCCGCCGAUUAUCUUUUCAGGUGUCAUGAUUAUUAUUGUCAAUACGAGCUUGACGGUAUGGAACAUCCCAACGGGUUGGAAAUGGGGAUGUUUCAUACUAGCCGGCUGCUCGAGUGGAGUUAGCGGGCUAAUAUAUGCGUGGAUGCAUGAGAUUUGCGCUGAAGAUAACGAGGAGCGAGCCCUGGUGGCGGGUUCAAUGAACGAGAUGGCGAACGUGGUCCAGACAUGGCUUCCGCUGCUGAUUUGGCAGCAGGUCGAGGCACCGGAGUAUCCAAAGGGAUACUUGGCGUCUAUAUGGAUUGCGGUAGCCAUGAUAGCCACAGCAAUGACUAUAAGGCAUUUGCAUGGUAGACAAGUAGCCCGGUGGGCAAUUAAGUCUACACGAGAGUGA